AUGCUGAAAAAAUUACUUGAUGGAUGCAAUCAACGUGGAAUCAAUAGUCGUGGCGAAAGUGUGGUUUUAAAUGAUGGAGUGUUUGCGAAAUUAUUGCAGCAAGACGAAUUCCAGCAAUUGAUUUAUCCUGGCAUUCCAACGGAACAAUUAAUUCAUGCACCAAGAAAUUUGCAGACUUUAUUAGAAGAUCCGUGGUACGAACAAGAAUUAUUGGCACUUAUGCCCAAAGUACAAGCAAAAGCAGCAAGUGUUUUGACCAGUGUGAAAAAACAAGGUGCAGACCAAGGAGAUGUAAUGGAUUCAACUACGGAACGGAUGCUCAUGCCACAAAUACUGCAAGAAGCAUUUGGGAGAGAAGUAUUGGCUAUGGUACAUCGAGUGAAUUAUCAAAAACAUGUCAAAUUGGCAAACGAUGCGAGAUUACUUGCCGACCCAAACUCGGACUUUGCCACAUGGGACCAACUGGACGAUAAUUUUCUCAAUGAGUUGCUAAUUAACAAGAGUGACGUGAGUGGUGUGGCAGUUCUGGACGAGUUCAUGGGCGAGGAAUGGACGCAGUUGCUGCUCAAUGACGUGUUAAGAAUGACUAGAAACGGUUUGCUAUUGACUACAACAUCGAGUGAACGCAUGAUGAGUCAACAAAAUCACAAGGAGACUCUUUCAGGAGUCAACCUUCGCUUUAUUGAACAUCAAGACUGUACAGCAGAAUAUCCAGCGCUGGCCGAGUUGAUCGAGAAACUGCAUGCAUUACCGUACGAGAUCAACAUGAAGCGACCGGAUAAUGCCAAGCUAUGUGCUCAGUUUAUACACUGCACUGCCAUUCAACAACUACCAGCUGGACAUCAUCAGCCUCUUCGCUUGGAUUGUGGAGCUGGUGACAAGGACAAUGGAUGCAAAUUGACGUGUGUUUAUUUUAUCAAUGCAGUUGAUACAGAGCACAAGAAAACAAAUUUAAAGCUUCGAACAUCGCUACAUGAGAAUUCUGCUGUGCGGCAGAUCAAUCCAGAACCGGAUCGGUUGAUUAUUUUUCAAAGUCAAUUCGUCUUCAAUGAGAUUACAACUGUUCCUGACGAGGAAGACCUAUUCUACCUCACAUUUUGGAUCCACGGACAAAAUCUCGUCCAUGCUUGA
Messenger RNA from Peronospora farinosa, 1131 nucleotides. NCBI's taxonomy places the organism in Eukaryota, Oomycota, Peronosporomycetes, Peronosporales, Peronosporaceae. The record is from the annotation of a GenBank genome assembly.